ACGGCCGCUGCAAUGCUCGGUCCCAAGGGGUCCAAUUGGUUGAUGGAUGCAAUUGGGUUGCUUGGAAGUGUUUAUAUCAGAUGACAUGCCGCCGUUUUCUAUCAUCUGUUCUUGAGCUUUGCAUCCCGUUAUUCCGAAGCUGUCAUCUCAUUUACCACAGGUUCUUCUUUUCUUUGACCUGGUGUCUUUAUUGCUUUAUUUUCAACUCAUUUCUGACUUGGUGUCCUACUGCACAAUUCGAACUCUACUUGCAAUCUUAUAUAUUCCAUUAUCUAACCUAUUCAUAACUUCAAGAUGUACACUUACCAAGCCCUCGUCGCCUACCUGCUCGUUGCGGCCGCCGCCACCGGCAGUGCACGAAGCAUCGACACCCGUCAAAUUGGCGGCAUCAGCUGCAACAUCGCCCGCUUCCAGAUCCUCCAAGCCCUCGGUGACACCAAGGACGCCACGGGCCAGAUCCAGGAUGCCGCCGUACAGAACGCGACCACGACCGGUCUGGACCAAGCCGACGCCGCCAUCAAGACGAUUGCCAGCGCACUCCUAAGCGGCGAAACAGCUCCGGCAGAUGCGCGCGACGAGGUAGCGGCGGGAUUGACGGCGGCAUUUACUGCUCUUGAGGCUGGUGAUGCAACCGACACAGCUGUUACUGAUGCCCAAACUGCUCUCGACAAGGCUGUCAAAGCUGGACAGGAUGUCGUUGACAAGUGCUGAGCGGGUGUUAGCAUUGAUAGUUGAUUGAUAGCUUGAUUUGGGCCAGGUGGUGAUUUGCAAUAGGCACUAGAAUUUUGAAUACCCAGUAGGAUUUAGCCAACAAUGGCAUAAGUAGAGAAGCCUCAGGGCAGACCCAGUAAUAAAGUGGAG
Molecule: messenger RNA, 861 nt
Organism: Pseudomassariella vexata
Lineage: Eukaryota; Fungi; Ascomycota; Sordariomycetes; Amphisphaeriales; Pseudomassariaceae
Exons: 3
Coding region: 295-711 (138 amino acids)
Source: RefSeq, a predicted model, not a curated record